Molecule: messenger RNA, 8723 nt
Organism: Coccinella septempunctata (seven-spotted ladybird)
Lineage: Eukaryota; Metazoa; Arthropoda; Insecta; Coleoptera; Coccinellidae
Product: methyl-CpG-binding domain protein 5-like
Exons: 10
Coding region: 446-6598 (2050 amino acids)
Cellular component (GO): nucleus; chromocenter
Molecular function (GO): chromatin binding; DNA binding
Source: RefSeq, a predicted model, not a curated record
UCACUCAGUUUUGCGUAAUCUGUAAUGCAUCAUGGAUCCUACUGCAAUGAUUUCUGGGAGUGUUAGUUUGAUGGUUUCCAUAUUUUAGUGUAUGUUUUGCGCGCUGUUGAUCAUAACGUAUGAGAGUUGUAUGAUAAUUUAUUAAGUGUUUUAGUGAUUUAGACUGUUUACAUUGCAAUUUUCCGUGGAUGAUAGUGAAAUAUGCCGGAAAAAUAUAAGUUUACAAUGACUACAACUUGAAUUCUUAUUGAGUUGAGCAGGUGUUAGAGUUUGGUUAACUAAGCUACCUCAGUUUCAAAACAAUUACUUUUUUACAUUAAAUUAGGAAGAUAUUGUGAUGAUAAUUUUUAAUUAUCGCCUAUUCCUCGAAAAUAACGAAACGACAUGCAGGAUUAUUGGGAGCUAAGAGCGGGCUCACUAGGACAGCCGGUGAUAUGCUGUCACGAUGGCAGGAAAGCCUGAGCUAUCAGCAUCAGCUGGUGUACAAAAUGUUGUAGUAUAUGUAUCGAAUGAUAAUUUUGCUCAGGCUUAUGCUGUCGGUCAACAGAAUGUGCCCCAAGGAAAUCAUCCUUCCAUCCAGAAUGGAAUUUAUCCAAACCCACCACAUUCCAUGGCCCCCGUGGUUGGACCUACAAAGUGCUGUAGUCAAACGGGUAAACCAAACACAUUGAAGCCACCUGAUUAUGCUACCGGUCAAGUUAUAAAUGGAUCUGAGCACCAACAACAGGGUUAUUACACAGAAGUUUUAUCGCAAAAUGGUUUUUCACAGCCUAUCAUCAAUAAUGUGAAUUAUGCAAAUAAUGCUAUUAUCAACCAAGUAAAAAACUAUAAUUCUGGAAGUAGUGAUGUGUUGUCAGGUGAUCGACAAACUGGCCCCGGAAGGCCAGAGUGUGAUAGAGAAGCUCCUUAUGUGGAUUCUAGUUAUAUUACUGUAAUAGGGGGUGAAUGCCCUUCUCAAAGUGUUCGGUGUGAUUCAGUACGGUCUGAUGCUGCGGAAUCUAGUUGUAGUUCGAGUUCCACCGAUGAGGGAAUUGUUAUGGUGCAAAAUCCUGCCCCAGAGAUGGUUGUUUAUGAUUCGAGUGUCAGUGUUAGACCUGGUGGUGUAGUGCUUGCAGUGGGACCUUCGUCAGUUCAACAACAAACUGCUAGUCCUUUAGUUGGUACAUCCUUUCAUAAUCACCAGAGUACUUUUGUAACGGUUCCUUUUGGAUGGAAGAGACUUUUAAAUAAUGGAAAUAUCAUCUAUAUAAGUCCAAGUAAUACGGCGUUGAGCAGUCCAGAGCAAAUAAAGGAAUAUUUAUUGAGUUCUGGAACUUGCAAGUGUGGACUGGAGUGUCAUUUUAAGUACGACAACGUCUUCAAUUUCGAUCCAAAGGUGUCAAGUAAACCUUGGAGCUUUCCGCCAGAUACAAACAUAGGGGACCUGAAAUUGUGCAACCACAAAAGAAAAAUAAUGAGCAUGGCUGCUUUAGAGUGCAAACAAAUGGAUCCAAAUAUAAAAUUAAGAAAAGAUUACAAUGUCAAGAGAAAAAAGAGAAGAAUCGACAUGCCAUAUUGUGGAGGAAUUUCAGUGUCCCAAAUAUUGGCCCAGCGGGAGAAACUCGGCAUGGGUCAACAGAAUUUCGUCAAAGAUGGCGCAACGAACCAACAAGUCAAUCAACAGGUUUGGGCAUCACAUCAACAACAACAGCAUCAGCAACAACAGAUGCAGCUGAACAACAGGCUUCAAGCAUAUCCAAACAACAUGCAUCUGCCCAGAUAUCCGGGUCAAGAUUCAAACGAUGGACCACAUAACGGAGAGAGUAGCGCUUCAACCCAUCAACCCAUGCCUCCAAACAUAUCACAACAAACUGAUCAAGUUCCUAACCAGCAUCGGCAGCCUUCCAGUGAUAAUCCCAAUAUUCAUGUGCAUCACCAGCAUGUGAUGACUCCGAAUGGUCAGAUUAUAAACAUGCAGAAAUCAAUUCCACCCCAGCAACAUGCUGUCAUUCACAGUCAGAACAAUAUGGGCGUGUUUCAAGGUCAAAAACCCGCCCAGUUCAUGGCACACAACCAUCCGCAAACUCAGCAGAGGGUUUAUGUAAAUAGUCAACCGAAUGAACCGAGCGGUCCUGGGCGACCAAUGCAGGUUAUGCCAGUAGGAAUGGACAGCCAGCAAAGGCCAAUGGACGUUCAGCAGAGAAUCGGACAUCAACAGUUCUACAACAACCAGCCCUCCAUGUAUCCACAAAUGCCUCAGUACGAUCCAUCUAAAUCUGUGCGGCCUAUCAUACCUCCAAAUAAUCCAGCGAUGAAUGGAUUCAGACCCCAGGUUCUCAACCACCAAGGUCAAAUGAUGCAACAACAAAUGAUGAUGAAUCCUAACCAUCAAAAAAUGCAGUGGCAAAAUAGAAUUCCUACUCCAGUCAGCCAGUCGAACCAACAACAGCAACAACAGAUGCCGCUAUCGAAUGUUUACGAGAGAGUGCCUCCUCUGCACCAACACCCUGGAUCCUCAAUGAUGUGGCAGGAAGAAGUGAAGAAGAAAAAAAUGAAACUCAGCAAGAUUUCGAAAAAUCGUGCUUUCGUCAUGGAAUGCCAAACAACACAAUCCCCUUGUCCCAAUGUGGAUAUCAGGCAAAUUCCUGGUGAAAAUGAUAGAGGCGUCAUUUUGAAUCAACUACCUCCAGCCAGUCAGAGUAAUCCUGUUCCUUCUUUCAUGGAAGAUCCCAGCGGGUACUUGGCGCAACAAACUGCUUUACUGAACAACACCAUCAACAGGCAGACAGGUGCCAAUCCUUGUGCAGGAUAUGCUUGCAACAGUCCAACUUCUUCUGUACAUCCAACACAUAACACUAACAUAAUAUCAAUUACAAGUAGUCAAAACAAUGAGGUGCCUUUACCAAGUAAUGUGAUGAUGCAGAUGAAGCAAAAUCAAAGUAUGUCUCAAAAACCAACCCCUCACCAGAAUGUAGAUGCGAUCAAAAGUCAACAACAGUCGCAACAAAUGCAGAAUAUUAUGCAACAACAAUUCGGCCAGACCGUUACUCAGGGUGUACCUGACAGUAGUGCUGUUGCGAAUGUGAAUGAACAGAAGCAGCAGCAACAGCAAUAUGUACAGUGCCAAGGAUGUAUAGCAGAUAGCAUGAAUGCCAGUCAACAGUAUAUCAUAAGGGAACAAAUUAAUAAUCAGGGUCAGAAAAUACUACAGUAUUCCAGACCAAAUAGCCAACCUGGAACCCCGAGUUCUUCAGGAGGAAUAGAAGAUGUAACAUCAUCAACCUUCUCGGACAAACAAAGCGUCCAGAACUCGCCGGAUAGUAGACCUAUUCAGGGUGGAACCGUCAGUACCAGCAAUGUUUCUCCAAUUGAUGGUCUUCAUUCUGGGCCUCCUACUCCUAAUUCACAUACACCAUCUUCCAUGACUCCUAAUCCGAACACGCCUAACACUCCAAAUCCUCAUACUCCCAGUCCUUACACACCAAAUCAGCAUCCUGUCACACCAACUCCCCCGACUCCCACCCAGCAGAUUCAAAAUCAGUUUCAAGUUCCCAAUAUCCAUCAGCAACAAAUGCAAAAUCAACAUCAUCAACAGCCGAAUCAUCCUCAGAACCACCCUCAACAGAAUCCAAAUUCUCAGCCCUAUAUGGUCCAAAGGAUCUCGGAUUCCCAAACUGGUCAGAACUACAUUGUGUAUUCUUCAAGUGGCAAUACAAAUAUGCAACAAAUACAGAUGAAUCCUAUCAAGGACGGACAAGGGUAUAGCACAGGCCCCCCACCAAGACCCGAAUAUUAUGUGAAUACCAGUGUUCACCAGCAAGAUAUGCAGACGUCUAGAGGACCAUUCAUAUCAGGGAUAGUGACCACCAUGGCUAGUGGAAGGACUGUAGGAAGCAAUACAAUCACGUCGGUGCUGGCAGGCCGGGCUAACACAGCUACAGUAUCCAUCAAUAGUCCCCAAAGUGUCAAUAAUCCAUCACCACCUUCUUCCAUCCAAGGCCAAAACGUGAUUCAGAACCAACCAGUUACAGUGAACGUAUCCAAAUCACCUUUAGAAAUGGUACAAAGUGUAGUUAGUAGCAUUCAGGUUCCCCAAACUCAGCAUACAUCAUCCAUGAGUCAUUCAAAUGCGCAGGUUUCGCCUACAAUAGUCAAACCAACGCUUCCUCCUGGUCACAUUUUGGUUUCUUCCGGUGGACAACUCAUCAUGGCUAAUACAGGAAAUUGUCAGACGAAUGUUAUGCCUCCACCACCUCCGAAACUAGUAGCGAAUCAUUCACCAAUGCCUCCAAUAUCGGCCUCACCAAUGAUUACCAAUGUGACUGCGGCGGUAACUCAAAUGAUACCAGCAGUUGCGCAACAGAUGUUAGGACAACAAACUGUACUCGUGAACGCGCUUCCAACACCCUUUGUUCUUCAGCCUGGAGUUACCAUGACGAUGGAUGGAGUGACUGUCGGUCAAAAUAUGCAGAUACCACAAAUUGUUACCGGAAAUGUUUUACAACAACAGGUUCAAAUAGAGACGAACGAUGCUAGGCGCGGACAAGGUAUGUUGUCUCCUGAAAGUAAGAAGAAGGGCAAAAAGAGGAAACUACCACCUCAAACUGUGGCUGGAAUGCUGCAAAUUGCCGCUCAGCAAAAUUCAGGUAUGGUGAUGCAGCAACAGAGUUUUCCGCAGCAGAUUCAGAUGGCCCAUAGUCCUCAAAGCAUAACAGGCCCUGUUAUGCAAGCCUUAACUAUCGUUCCCAGCAAGAACGGAGGUCCUGCGCAGAUUGUUAUGAAUGGGCAAGCUAAUAUAGGCACGCAGCAGCUCAUAACCAAUUCACAACCUACGCAACAAAUCAAUCUUUUGCAGCCAGUCAAUCUAAUAAACGGUGGUACCGGGGUUAUGCAGAAUUUCCCAACAAUACAGCAAUUCAUUGUUCCGAAUCUUGGUGGUAUGGUGAUGAAUCCAGAUGGUACAGCUACUUUAUUGCAAGAUACUUCCAACAUCGGUAUGCAGCUGCAGCUACAGAACGUCAACGGGCAGAAUAUCCUUACACCUGUGCAGAACAGCGGUGUGUUCAAUGGAUCGCAAAAUAUCAUAGCAGCUGGUCCUGCGGGUAUGGUGAUCCGGACUCCGAAUCCAACGCAAGGAAAGAUCAUUCAGCAGCAGCAUAGUCCUGGUGCGCAAUUUUUGUCGCCGAAUGGUGGACAAUUCGUGGUGAACGGUGCACAGUUCAGUGGCCAGUUGAGUCCCCUUGUUGCUAGUGUUAGUCCUUCGCAGCAGGUCACAUUCAGCAGUCCAGCACAACAGAUGCGUUCUCAACAAGCUCCUCAACAAGAAUACAUCCAGUGUAAUCAGAUGGGUCAGACUCUUAUGGUACCGUGUAACCCUGGAGGUAACAUAUCCGGUUCGAAUUCCAAUCAGAACACCACGUAUGUUCAGCAAAAUACCACGAUAGUACAGCAACAAACAACCAUGGUUUCUAAUAAUCAGCCCCAACAAAACCAGCAGAAUAUGCAGAGAACCACAACUUUGAACGUAGAUCAUAACUUUCUGAUAAGCUCAAACGAUAAUAAGCAACAGAUGCAUCCCGUUUUGAUUAAAGAAUGCCCUCAGAGUGGUCUAAGGAAUUCUGUGUCUACCCAAACUGCUACAAAUCAGUCUCAAGCUGUAACUACCAACACAUUCUGUCAAACCUCAACAGUUUCUGCUGGAAGCCCGCCAGAUACGACGACUCAUAGCCCUCUAGCUUUAGGGGGACAGAGUCCACCUACUGUAGAUACCACCACUCAUUCUGGCAGUACUGAUGACGGCCUUUCCCCUGCACCUUCCAAUUGCUCUGCUAGUUUCAACGAUGUUACCAUCCAAGGAAGACACCAAUCUAUGGCAAUGGUUCACUGUAUAUCCAGCAGCGAACCAGAUUCAGCAGAUUUCAACCCACAAAGCUCAGACAACGAAUGCUUCAGAACCCAGGUGAUGACAGGUCAAAAGCAUGACUACGCGGAAGUAACCAAUGACCAGAUUCAUUACCUGACGAAGAAGAAUAACCCGACCCAUUUUGCAUACGCUGAAUCCUCAACAAUGGUGGCAGGGGUACAUUUUGUGGCAGACCAGAUGAAAGCAGACGAAUCAGUUGUUAGUUCGAGGCAUUCUGAGAAGCGCAAGAGCAGUGAUACCUUACUAGUCAUGGAGACAAGGCAGCUGCAUUUUGAAGAAGAAGAGUCUGAUCAGAAAGUUGAAAAAGAAAGGGAAACCAAUUUUAUGAUAGGAGAUUUAGUGUGGGGCCCAUCUAAGAAUAACCCCUCUUGGCCCGGGAAAAUUAUCAGCUUUGAAGAUGACCGAGCUACAGUUAAAUGGUUUGGUAAUGAAAAAUCAACUACCAUUGUACAAAAAUCUUCUCUCCAGUCGCUUUCUGAAGGAUUAGAGGCGCAUCACCGAGCUCGAAAAAAUUUGAGAACAAGCCGCAAACUGAAUUCUCAACUUGAGAAUGCGAUCCAAGAAGCCAUGUCAGAGCUGGAUAAAGAAUUGGCGAAAGAAAAGAAUUCCUCCACCGGCUCAUUGAAACCAACUUAUCCAAAAAAGGAAACAUCAAGGAAAAACUUCAUUGGUAGGUUAAGGAGUAGCCAAAAGUGAGUCUCCGAUGGUUUUAUGCGGUGUCAGAAUCAUGGACCAAUCGAAAUGGUAAAAGGUGAUGAUUCAGAAUCAAAUAUUGGUCUAGAUGGACAACAUUUUUUUAAUGAUGCUUCUUACAUAGAAUUAUAUGUAAUGGGUAGACCUGUAUCUACAAGGUAUUGAUUCCUAAAGAAAUAUAUAAUCGUCACAUUUAUAUUGGAGAUAUUUUUCAAAUGCCUUUUUCAAGUGUAGGUCUUAAGGCUUUAUUAAAAAUAAACGCCAAUAUUCGUUUAUCCAAUCUAUUUAUGUACAAACGCAUUGUACAUAAAAGUAGUCAGUAUUCCUAUUAUAUUUUACCUUAAUGAAGAUUAUCUAAAUAUUUUCAGCUGGUUCGUUAAAAAAAUGUAUUUUUGUCAUCUACCUUCAGCAAGGUAGUUUUACGAAAUUCUUUUUAUGAAAUGACAUAAAACUAAGGUUCCAGUUCUGCAUAUCGCAAUUACUUGCAAUUCAAACAGAGACCGGAUAACUUAUAUCAUACUUACGUAAUUAGUAAUGAAGAAAAUUAAUUGAUGAAAAAAUCAAGUUUUUAAUCGCUAACAAUUACCCCUUUCUGAACUACGCAUGUCUUCAUAAAUAGAUUGUGAUUCUUUAUGUUCUAGUCAAUGAUUUGGAAAGACAGAUUGAACGACAAUAAACUCACGGUUUUUCACCAACACAUUAUGUUAGGUACUGUGAUAAGCAUACUGUACCAUCUUCAUGAUGGCAAAUCGAAUCCCUUUCAGUACCCAAAGCAUUUCGAUAAAACAGUCGUGAUAUUUCUUUUUUCACUUUGGAGGACUUCAUUCAUCGUGUUAUACGAAAUAUAUAGGUUCAAUAAGUAUAUCUGAUAGAUUAGUUUUCAGUUUUUAUCGAAGAUGUAUGUCAACAAAGUUGAGUUUCACCCUGCAUUUUGCAAUUGUACAAAGGACGAUGGUUAGUUCAAGAUAAUCAAGUCAAAAAUAAAAAGUUUUAUAUUUAUUGUAUAUUGUUUUUAUAUCUUGUACAGCAAUUUUAUUCUUAUUAUCGUUUAUCUACUUGCCAUUUAUUUUAUGGUAACUCGAAUAAUCAGUUUCAAAUUAAUCUAGUUUUGUAAUAUAGGUAUGGAUAUAUUUUGAGUGUUUUAGAUAAGGAAUAUUGAGUUGUAUAGUUUUAUUCGCAUAGACUCUGUUCUAGAAUUUUAAGUAUAUUAAUAAUCAAAUUAUGCUUAUAAUAGUUAGUAUUUCCAAUGAAGAAUGUAUAUUAUAUUUUUGUAUAUGUAUUUAUUGUUUAUAAAUUCUUCAGUUUCGAUAGAUAUAUUGCUUAUUUAUUAUCAGAUUUCUGUGGAACUUGACAAAGCACUAAGUAAUUCAGUUCAUCCAGAAUUCAUGUCAGUUUCAUGAAACUUCAAAUACAAUGUUUCAUAGCUUCUGGAAUUUCGAGAUGAUUUUUGUCACAAUAUUCAGUGAAACAUCACAGGAUCUCUAUCAAUCUAUUAUUUUCAGUAGGAAAUGUUCAUCUCACUCAGAAGAAUAAAGCAUACCUAUCUCGAAAGGAAACAAGUGUUCUGAUUGGAAAAUUAAAGAAAUUUCACUUUGAACAGGAGCUUUUUUAAUUUUCCAAUACUUACUUCAAAAACUCCAGUUUUUAACCAAAAAUAUUUGUGAAUACCACAUCAAAGUUAUAAUUUUGGUAAAUCCAAAUGGCAGCAGCAGAAAGCAUAGCCGCUGCCAGAGUGUAUCCAUUUUCUGAUGAAUAUUUCCUUCUUAGUUUCCAAGGAAUCUUACAUACAUGGAAUAAAUCGUCUUUCAUAUUAUGAUAUAUAUACACUGAUGAAUUACUUUUUUAUUGUAUAUAUUUUGAUAGGUACCUGUUCUGUGUUACAGAUAUGGAUAGUAGUAUUAGUAUAACUUUGUAUAUUGUAUUAUUAGAGCUUUUUUGUGGAAAAUUAUGGCUCUACCAAUACAAUAUCUCAUUAUAAUCCAGUGUUAAAGCUGUUGGUCACUUGAUAGAAGCGAGUGCGUCAGCUGAAAUUGUCUAUUUCUGUAAAUAUUACUUAUUAAUUAUUUACUGUUUGGCCUGCUAUGUUGUGGUUGAACAUUUCCAGCCUAAUAAAUACUGGAUUAGUAAA